This is a messenger RNA of Drechmeria coniospora, 429 nucleotides long. RefSeq lists its product as uncharacterized. Lineage: Eukaryota; Fungi; Ascomycota; Sordariomycetes; Hypocreales; Ophiocordycipitaceae. Bases 1 to 429 code for a protein of 142 amino acids. The record is from RefSeq and is a predicted model, not a curated record. The transcript is spliced from 2 exons.
AUGCACCCCAUGCAUCCGGUCACCGUCGACGUCCCUGCCGCCCGGACCGCCCGAGCCCGGCUCUUGUCUCCCUCGGUGCCCAUCAUUGCCUCAUUGACACCCUCGAUUCCCUCGGUUCGCCGAAGCUCCGAAGGGAACCCCGCCCGCGACCCGGUCGAGACCGCCAUGGACUCUCAGCCCGGGGCACACUCGUAUAAGUCCUCUCUCGGCCGCCCUCCCCCGCAUGCGGAUCGACCUCGUCCCAACGUCACCGACGCUCGCCUCCCUCGUCGGAAUCGCCGCGGCGCCGUGACGGUCACGGCCCAAGGCUUCGCUCCGUCGCAGCCCGGGCCCGGGGCCCCGAGCCCCUCCUCCUCCCCGCUUGAUCCCUGGCCUCUCCUCCAGGCCAUGCCAUCCGACGCCGACCGUCGCCAAGAGGGGAGGACGUGA